AUGCCCUCCGCAAUCUCUCAGUCGUCCUCCCUCGACGCCAUACUAUCCUCCCUUCAACACUCGCUCCGAUCCAGUGACGCCUCCACCACUCAGUCGCAGCUCUCCAAAGCCAAGCUCGCCCUCCUGCAGCAGAAUGCCCUAAUACCCUCGCCGCAAACAUCCACCGCAACCCUCACUACCGCGCGCUCGAUCCUCGAGACCGGUGCCCUGCUCUCGAUCCGCUUGAAAGACCCGCAAUCUUUUGUCCGCUACUACUCGCAGCUACAGCCAUUCUACGACUACCCAGAGCUGCAACGACCCCCAUCAAAAGACCGCUCGCAGAUCACAGGCCUCUAUCUCCUCCUGCUGCUGAGCCAGGGCGAUUACGCGGGCUUCCACACGUUGCUCGAGACAUUGAUCGUGGCGGAAAGCGGCAAUGGCGGGAAGAGCGUCGAGGACGACCAGUUCAUUCGCUAUCCCAUCGAACUGGAGAGGAGUCUGAUGGAGGGAAGCUACGAUCAAGUGUGGCGGAAGACGAACGGCCGUGACGUACCGAGCGAGGAGUUUGCGUUGUUCUCUGAGGCACGUCCACCAUUUUCAUUACACGCAAUUCUCAUCAAUACCAUUCGCCUCGAGAUUGCGUCUUGUGCCGCCCGCUCGUACCCUUCGUUACCGAUCGCCUCGGCGAAGAACCUGUUGUUCCUGGACUCGGAGGGCGCGGUAGCCGAGUUCGCGCACGAGCAGGGCUGGAGUCUGGAGGAGGGCAGGAUAUACUUCCCCAGCCUGGAGGAUGCGAAGAAGGCCGAGGAGGGAGACAAGGAGCGAGAGAUCAUGAGCAAUGUUGUCGGCUACGCGAGGGAGUUAGAGAGCAUUGUGUAA
This is a messenger RNA of Cyphellophora europaea CBS 101466, 858 nucleotides long. RefSeq lists its product as uncharacterized. Gene Ontology annotation, biological process: proteasome-mediated ubiquitin-dependent protein catabolic process. The transcript has 2 exons. Gene Ontology annotation, cellular component: proteasome regulatory particle; nucleus; cytosol. NCBI's taxonomy places the organism in Eukaryota, Fungi, Ascomycota, Eurotiomycetes, Chaetothyriales, Cyphellophoraceae. The record is from RefSeq and is a predicted model, not a curated record. Bases 1 to 858 code for a protein of 285 amino acids.